Molecule: messenger RNA, 2146 nt
Organism: Camponotus floridanus (Florida carpenter ant)
Lineage: Eukaryota; Metazoa; Arthropoda; Insecta; Hymenoptera; Formicidae
Gene: Cpr97Ea
Exons: 2
Coding region: 158-1048 (296 amino acids)
Cellular component (GO): chitin-based extracellular matrix
Molecular function (GO): structural constituent of chitin-based larval cuticle
Source: RefSeq, a predicted model, not a curated record
UAGUGAAAGUCCCCCGGAGCUAACAGGAGAACAGAGGAAGGGAGCGGGGGGGACCCAGUAAGGUAUAUGAGGGCCUCAGUCCGAGCAAUCGCCGGUACUCUAGCCUCGCUGCCUACUUACAUUCAUACACUAACACUACCACCGACCGCGGGGAAACAUGAUGCACACCCUCGCGACGGUAGCAAUAGUGCUCACCGCUCUACUGGCGGUGUCGGCGCAGCAGUACCAACAACCCGGCGGUAAUUACGUCGACGAUUACGCCCAAUAUGACUCACAACAACCGAGCCAGCCGACCCCGCGUAGCUAUGCGAGCAACGACGUACCAGCUCGUCAAUCGGCCACACCGGCGAAUCCGAAGCCGACCCCGGUGGCGAUCCUGAAGCAGAUUAAUCGCCACAACGAGGACGGCUCAUACACGUACGGCUUCGAAGGCGCUGACGGCUCCUUCAAGAUCGAGACCAAGUUACCGACCGGUGACGUCAAGGGCAAGUACGGUUUCGUCGACGACACCGGCAAGGUCCGCAUAGUCGAAUACGGCGCGAAUCAGUACGGCUUCCAGCCGGCCGGUGAUGGUAUCACCGUCGCCCCGCCAACUCUGUUCGACGAGACCACCAGCAAGGAGGCUCUUGACGCGCAGGUUUACGAAGAGUAUCAGCAGCGGCAACAGCAACAGCAACAGGUGGCCGCACGUCCGGCUUACCAACCACCACCGUCUCAAUCGCACACUCAGGCCGUGUACGCUCCCGCACAGGUAGCUCCCAGCAGACCAACUCUACCUAAGCCACCCAUCUUCACGCCAGCUGCGCCCCAGGCGCCGCGACAGUCUUCGCUGAUCCAACAGGAGCCGACUUACAGCGAACCUGCGCCACCCUCGCAGCUCUACAAUCAGGGGCCAGCUCAAUUCAGUCCGGCACCGAACCAGGAACCACGUUCCAAGCAACCGCAGGCUCGCAGCGGCGGCGGCAUCCUGGACCAGCUCGCCAGAGAUUACGCUUUGCCUCAGGGAGUGGCACCACCGCUGCACGACAUCAGCUUCGGCUAUUACUAGUCCUACUCCUUUUGUCUGUCAAGAAGAGUCUGAGAUCAAUCGCACUAUAAAAAAAUUCCGUUUAGUUCAAAAGCUUUUUAAAAAAAUUGUUUUUAAAAUUACUUAGAAAAGAGAUCUAUUAUAUUUUAAUGUUAAUUUCUUUUUAGCAAUUAAGGGCUAGAAUUGUUGCGACUGAUUUCGGCCUCGUCUGUGUCCCGACUGUGUGUUGGUCUUGUGUGGUAUUCAUGAAUGACGCCCCGAUGACUAAUUGACCUAUCAGUAAUUACGGUGUAACUCGCUUUUUUCAAAGUUAGCGACAAUAUGAUUAAUGAUUGUCGCGAAUAGACCGUCCACUUGAAAGUCGAGAACUGUAUUGAUGUUUGAAAUCACGAGUCGAAAGCUAAGAUUCCAUUUCUUUCAUUGCAUAAUUUCUUCAUAUUAAUUAUAUAAUACUUCUUAUUCCAUUUAACCGACAAUUAAGAUGAAACAGAAAUCAUAGAUCUCAUCUCUAUUUCAUAACAUAAAGAUCUAAUAAAUCAUAUCAAAGAUUAAUUCACUGACACGGAUCAAAUAAAUUUUUAGCUUUAUCACAUUUUUUUAAAAUUUAGAAGUCCAAUAAAAUGAUAUAAAUGAGUUUCUCAAAAAUAUUAUAAGAUCUGAAAUAUUGACUUUUUGAGAGUAAACACAAAGGUCUAAGUCUUUGACUUUUUACUUCAACAAUCACAUUUAUUACUCGCUUUUAUGAAUCUGUCAAAUAAUGUUAGGAAGUUUGAUGUCAUCUUUUUAUCAAUUAUUUAAAUUAUUGUUAUACAUUCCACGAUUCAUCAAAAAUUAUUUAGAUAAGCGGUAACAACGAGAGAAGUUGUAAAAAUUUUGCAUUCUCUGUAAAGAGUGUAAAUAAAAAAUUUCUCGUUUUCCCCUUUUCUGAAUAGGCGUUCACGUUCGUUUUUUAUUCUAGAAAACGUGGCUCGCCUUAAGAACUUACCAAUGAAAUAUUGCGUUAGAGCUGUGUAUUCACGGCGGAGUCCCGUAAGAAUAUAUCUUAAUUGGACGCGCUUAUUACUGUAAUUAGAUUAUUGUAAGGUAAUUCGAGUGGAAUAAAAGAAGACCAAUACUAAA